AUGGAAAAGGGAGCACCGAAGGCGGCGACGUCUUUCUCGUGCCCGAAAUGCAAAAAGACGAAUUUUGUCAGCUUCGGUGCAUUGAGGGAUCAUUUCACCGCUAAGGAGCACCCUUUUCGUUGUGGGACUUGUGAUCGUGAUUUCAAAACAGUAGAGGCUGUUUUGCAGCACUUUCAGAGACAUACAGCAUCGGUCCCAUCAGUUGCAUCCGUACCACCAGUUCCAUCCGUGCCAUCGGUUCAACCUAGCCUUACUAAGGCGUCGAAGGGAACCCAAACCGACCAGCCCAAUAAAGUCAAGCCUGGUUAUGCUUCGCAGAUCGAGCGGGAUCUCCAGGUAAUUCAAGCAAUCCAGGCCGCUCAAGGAUCGAAAACAAAGAAAGCAGCCAAGGCCCAAGCACAGAAAAGCGGAAAUAUCCCGCCAGCGAAGAUGGAACCCAUCAAAACGAAACCAACUCCACGCCCGAAGGAAAAUGCAAAAGAUGCCGAGGUUCUCCCAGCGGACGUCGGACCAUGUGAGACCAACCCCGUUCUCCUCUGUCCGCCCGAGCAGGAAACGCUGUAUCGUCGCUUAAUCGGUAAAUGCCAUGGCGGUAGUCGGCUUUACGCGCAUGGCUUCACAGUCCCUUGGAAUAUAAAGAGUACAAAGAAACAGAAUUCAAAAGGCUCAGUCAGUACUCAGGACUUUAUAGAGCUUCCUGAUGCAUCUGAAGAUAUAGCACCGGGAACAAAGAAACACGCCAUCGUUAUCGACUGUGAAAUGGUUGAAGUGGCAGGCGGACGCCGAGAGGUGGCUUUUCUCACCGCGCUAGAUUUCCUCACCGGUGACAUCCUAAUCAAUCACUAUGUACAGCCCCGAUCGAAGGUUACGGGCUGGAACUCUAGAUAUAGCGGUAUAACCUCUCGUGCUCUGAAUCAAGCUAUGAGAACAGGGAAGGGACUUCAUUGGGAUGAGGCACGGGCAAGAUUAUGCAGCCUUGCUAAUAAUGAAACGGUCCUUAUCGGACAUGCUUUAAACAACGACCUCGAUGUACUGGGGAUUAUUCAUCUGAAUAUCGUCGACUCAUGUAUUUUGACAUGCGAAGCUGUGUAUCCGGAUUGGUCCUUCGACAAGUCUCUCCCUCGUACCUGGGGAUUGAAGAGUUUGACCAAGGAGCUUCUGGGCUAUGAUAUACAGACUAGCAAGCUCGGACACAGUGCCCUGGAAGAUGCGUAUGCGACCAGGGAAGUCGUUAUAUGGUGCAUUACGAAUCCGAAGGAGCUACAGGAGUGGGCACGGAAGACUCGGCAACUUGAAGAUGCGCGACAGGUUGAGAUUGCACGGAAAAGAGAAGAAGAGCGCCAGAAGAAGCUGGCAGAGGCGAAGAAGCGUAGGGAGGAAGCUCAGAAGAAAGAGGAGGCCAGGAAGCAUAAGGAAGAAGCUAAGAAGCGCGAGGAAGAAGAAGCAAAAGCCCGCAGUGAAUAUCUGCCAAGACCGGUGGUCAUACCCAAUUUUGUUCCUAUUCCGAGACCUGUUCAAGUUCCUGUCCAAGCGCCCGUUGAGGCGGGGGAGAAGAUCGACGAGAAUUGGUCUGAUAUCGGAGACGAAUUCGUACCAUUGCUUUGA
Penicillium angulare is the source of this 1605-nucleotide messenger RNA. RefSeq lists its product as uncharacterized. The transcript is spliced from 2 exons. Gene Ontology annotation, biological process: ribosomal large subunit assembly; rRNA processing. Gene Ontology annotation, cellular component: nucleus. Bases 1 to 1605 code for a protein of 534 amino acids. Lineage: Eukaryota; Fungi; Ascomycota; Eurotiomycetes; Eurotiales; Aspergillaceae. Gene Ontology annotation, molecular function: nucleic acid binding; exonuclease activity. The record is from RefSeq and is a predicted model, not a curated record.